Metschnikowia bicuspidata var. bicuspidata NRRL YB-4993 is the source of this 1506-nucleotide messenger RNA. It is a transcript of the gene ARH2, whose product is annotated as NADPH-adrenodoxin reductase. The record is from RefSeq and is a predicted model, not a curated record. The transcript has a single exon. Gene Ontology annotation, biological process: ubiquinone biosynthetic process. Bases 1 to 1506 code for a protein of 501 amino acids. NCBI's taxonomy places the organism in Eukaryota, Fungi, Ascomycota, Pichiomycetes, Serinales, Metschnikowiaceae. Gene Ontology annotation, cellular component: mitochondrion.
AUGACAAGCAUGAUCUGUUGGCCAAUUGCACGCCGAGGCAUUACAACAUCUCGAGUGGCUAACUAUAAUGUAGCUAUUGUCGGAGCAGGGCCAGCUGGAUUCUACACUGCCCAUCAUUUACUCCACAAGUCAAAGCAUAUGCCCAUCACUGUUGAUUUUUUUGAUAGACUUCCCACGCCUUAUGGUCUCAGCAGAUAUGGCGUUGCGCCGGAUCACCCAGAGGUCAAAAAUUGUGAGGAGUAUAUGAAUAAACUUUGGACGGAUUUUUCUGAUAAGGUGAGAUUCUUUGGCAAUGUUAAUAUCGGAAAAGACAUCCUGUUGGCCCAACUAGAGGCCCGGUAUAACUCUAUUGUUCUCUCCUAUGGAUGUACGGCAUUUGAUAUCAAAUUAGACAUACCAGGGUCGAGCAGUCCUGGCGUUAUUUCUGCUAGGGAAUUUGUCAAUUGGUACAAUGGACACCCCGACUCAAAGCAGGGGUCUCAUUUCAUUCCGCCACUUGAAAAAGUCCGUAAUGUCACCAUCAUAGGGAACGGAAACGUUGCCAUAGACAUUGCAAGGGUUUUAUUGGCUGAUCCAAAAAGUCACUGGGCACCGACAGAUAUAACUUCAGAGGCAGUGGAGCUUCUUUCGAGAAGUAAAGUGGAAAGAGUCAACAUUGUAGCCCGUAGGGGCAUCUUGGAAUCAGCGUUCACAAACAAAGAGAUCAGAGAGCUUCUAGAGAUAUCCAAAGAACUGAACAUAAAGUUCUUGCCUAUACCGGAGAAUGUUUUGGCGCCAAUACGCCAGAAGGCCAAACUGCUCGCUAGAGUGGAAAAGAGAAAAUUCUCUAUACUCGAUAAGGCUUCAUCCCAAGCCACUACCCCGGGUGAAUCAUCAAAGGAAUGGUGUUUAGAAUUUCAGUUGAGCCCGAAGCAGUUCGUCCCGAGUGACGAAGACGCGCAACUCCUUAAAAGUACGGUUUUCGAAGUAAACGAGCUUCAAGAAGAUUCCUUAACAAAAAAAGUCACAAAUAAAGGCACUGGGAAAGAGAUAAGAAUAGAAAAUGAUUUGGUUAUCUUGUCCAUAGGCUACAAGGGCGAAGAGCUCGAAGGAUUCACAGCAUCCGAAUUAGAGUUCACGCAAAAAGACAAUCGCAUUGCAAAUAAUGAGGGUCGAAUUCUAAGAUCAGGUGCUGCUGCAGCAGGAAAGGAAGAGGAAUUCACAUACAAAAGAGGCUGGUAUGUAUCCGGGUGGAUAAAAAAUGGACCUAAGGGUGUAAUCGCUACUACCAUGAUGGAUUCCUUCGAUACAGCUGAAAAGAUUUUGGAGGACCUCUCUAAUGAAAUCUACAAUGUGCCAAAUGAAAGCAGUGAUAUCGAAAAAAUUCUCCCUUCUCCUUAUGUGAGCUGGAAUGGCUGGAAAACUAUUGACUUAUUCGAAUUGAGGCAGGGAAGGUUGCUUGGAAAAAGUAGAAGCAAACUUCGAACUAUCAAUGAAAUGGUCCAAGCAUCUCGAGAUGAAACCUAA